CUACAUUGUCUCCCAUUCCUCACUUAAUUUCACUUCCCUAGCCCAUAUAAAAGAUCUCACACAUAUCUUCCUCCUAACAAUUUUUUUUUUUUUAAUUAUAUAGUCGUUUCUUUCGGGUUUUGAUAAAGUAUAGACGAGAUUUAAUCUUUUUCCGUCUUUCUAGUGUCUUUCAAGUGUUACAGCAUGAAGUUUGUUACCUCCACCCCUCGCCACGACCUUCGUUUACCUUUUCUUUUUCUCGGUUUCUUAGAAUCGUGUCUUAUAUUUCUAAAAUAUGAUUUAAUUUUUCAUAUUAUUCCUAUUUUAUGCAUUUCCUUUUAUUUUAUAAUCUACUCUUAUAAUCAUUUAAUCCCUCCUAAGGUUUUCUUAGUGGAUUUUUCAUGUUAUAAGGCUCCAAAUUAUUGUAGAUUUCCUCCUGUUUUAUUUGUAGAACAUUUUCAGUUAAUGAAAAAUUAUACACAAGAAAGUGCAGAUAUUAUGUCCGAAAUCGUUAAUUCUUCGGGCCAAGGCCCGUCGGGUUAUCUCCCACCAAAUUUGCAUUAUUUAACCCCCAAAAAUAGUCAUUAUAAUCUCAUUGAAGAAGCUAAAAUGCUUCUUUUUCCUGUAAUGGAAAAUAUUUUAAGUAAAUCCAAUUUAUCUCCUCAAAAUAUUGAUAUACUUAUUGUUAAUUGUACAUUAAUUUCUCCAUCCCCUAGUUUAGCCUCUUUAAUUAUUAAUAAGUUUAAUCUUAGGCCCGACAUAAAGUCCUAUAAUCUAUCUGGGAUGGGCUGUAGUGGUAGUAUGGUUGCAAUGAGCCUGGCCCAAAACUUGCUUUUGGCCCAUAGAGAUUGUAAUGCAGUUAUCUUAAGUACUGAGAUCCUAACAGCGGGCUGGUAUUCGGGUAAUGACCCGUCAAAAUUGUUUAUGAAUUGUAACUUUCGGAUGGGCUCAGCCGCUAUAUUAUUAUCCAAUCGAAAACAAGAUAAAAAUACGUCGAAAUAUAAAAUAAAUUUGAUUUCGAGGGCCCAACGGGCUUUCGAUGAUCGGGCUUAUAAAUGUGCAUAUAGAGAAGAGGAUUCAAAUGGGCUGACGGGUGUGAGCGUGUCGAAAGAUAUACCGGGCGUGUUUGCGGAAAUGUUGCACGACCAAUUAGUGUGUCUUGGAACGUUAAUUUUGCCAACGUAUGAAAAAGUAAAGUUUGUUGCAUCUAUAUAUUGGAAGAAAUAUUUUAAAAAAUCAGCGAAAAUUUAUGUACCAAAUUUUAAAACGGUCGUACGACAUUUUUGUCUACCGCUUUCUGGUAAACCAGUAAUAAAGAAGAUCGGAAAAGGUUUGAAGUUAGGGGAGACGGAAAUGGAGGCGGCUUUGUCGACAUGGCAUAGGUUUGGAAAUUUGUCAUCUUCAGCAUUUUGGUAUGAAUUGGCUUAUUUAGAAGCUAAGGAAAGGGUCAAGGAAGGUGAAAAAAUUUUAAUGAUUGGGGCAGGAAGUGGUAUGAAGUGUAUAAGUGUUGUUUUAGAAUGUAUUAGGCCCAUUUUUGGUGAGUCCAAUAAGGGCCCAUGGGCUGACUCCAUUGAUAUGUAUCCCAAUUUGGAAAUUUGAUGGGUGAAAAGCUUGCUCUAUCUUUUAUUUUUGAGUUUGUAAUAUAAGUGUAUUAAAUAAAUAGUUUCUCGUGCAAAUUGUUACAUUUUAUUGUAAAAUAAUAGCUUAAGAGGGUUGUUGUAUAAUAAUUGUAAAAUAUGAAAGUAAGCAUUUUUCUCAAAUUUUUAAAUAAAAUAAUUUCUAUUUGGUUGAGUCAA
Amaranthus tricolor (Joseph's coat) is the source of this 1775-nucleotide messenger RNA. Its product is annotated as 3-ketoacyl-CoA synthase 4-like. Gene Ontology annotation, biological process: fatty acid biosynthetic process. NCBI's taxonomy places the organism in Eukaryota, Viridiplantae, Streptophyta, Magnoliopsida, Caryophyllales, Amaranthaceae. Gene Ontology annotation, cellular component: membrane. Gene Ontology annotation, molecular function: acyltransferase activity, transferring groups other than amino-acyl groups. The transcript has a single exon. The record is from RefSeq and is a predicted model, not a curated record. The coding region runs from base 184 to 1578 and encodes 464 amino acids.